ACCCUUUUCCCCCAAACCAACUACACCUUUAACUAACACCUCUGCACUACCAGCAACCACAAUGUUGAUAGCCUCGAUCCCAGGGCUAGGUUGUGUACCCUAAAAGAAAUUAUCCCCAAUGGAGCUCCAACGCAAAUGUGACCUCAAUAGUUGCUUCAAUUGUGAUAGCAAAUGGGUCAAAGGUCAUCGUUGCACUAAACUGCCGCAAUUGUCUCUUCUCAUCUUUGACAAAGAACAUUCCGACCCUACAUUAGACCCACCUAAUAAUCCUUUUGCUGACUCAAUAGAAGAACCACCACCGGUUGAGGAUAACCCUAUAGCAUCUAUCAGAUACAUGGCUUUGUCCGGCGGCCAAAUUUUGACCAUAUUGUAUUUCAUCGGCUCUGUGAAUGGCAACACAAUGCAGGUACUUUUGGAAGGGGUAGUACUCAAAACUUCAUACACCCUAGAAUAGACAUAUUUCUUAAUAUCCCAAUUGAAUAUUCAUUCAAAUCUUCAGUUAUGGGUGGAAACGGAAGUCGCUUGAAAUGUUUGGGCGUCAUCAAGGCCUUGUUUUUAACAAUUCAAUACUACACUCUUACAGAGGACUUCUUCGUCAUUGAGUUCACAGGUGCUGAUAUUGUUUUAGGAGUAAUUUGGCUGGCAACUUUGGGUCGCACCGUUAUUGACUAUGCCACCCGAGUAUUUGAGUUCCAGGCCUAAGGUCAACAGGUCAAUUGGACCGGCAAUGCUAUCCCAGUUGCGAAACAAGUCCAAUUGCAUGCACAUCACUGGCUCAAAUCCACAAACUCUUUUUCUUGUUUCUUCCAAUUAAACCUAGUGUCGCAUACAUAUUCUUUUUCUACUGACCUACCACCUGACCUCAAUAACCUUCUUGAUGCUUAUUAUAAUAUCUUUGAUCAAUCUGCAUCCCUACCUCCCUCUAGACCAUAAGACCACUAAAUACCUCUCUUACCAGGUUCAACACCCAUUAAUGUGCAGCUAUAUUGUUACCCUCAUUUCCAGAAAAUAGAAAUAGAACGUCUCAUUGUUGAAUGUUACAAUCAAGUAUCAUACGGCCAAGGUUAAGUUCGUACUCAUCUCCUGUUUUUCUCGUUCGCAAGAAGGAUUGUACUCGGCAUUUUUGUGUUGAUUACCAGGCAUUGAACUCUAUCACCAUAAAGGAUCAAUUUCCAAUUCCUACUAUUGAUGAACUAUUUGAUGAGUUAUACGGUGCUUAUUUCUUUUCCAAAUUGGACUUACUGCCUAGGUAUCAUCAAAUCAGAGUUCACAUGUAUGAUAUUGAGAAAACAACCUUUCGCAUGCACGAAGGCUACUAUGAAUUCAUUUUUAUGCCUUUUGGUUGAACCAACGCACCAUCUAGCUUUCAGGCUACUAUGAAUUCCAUUUUUAAGCCAUUUCUUCAUCGAUUUGUACUCGUCUUCUUAGACAAUAUUUUGAUAAACAUCAAUUCAUGGUCUGCUCAUCUUCGACACGUCGAAUUAGUGUUUAACUUGCUCAGCAAACACACUUUAGUUGUCAAAAUCUCCAAGUGCAAGUUCGGACAUGCCUCCAUUGACUAUCUUGGCCACAUCAUCUCGGCGAAAGGCCUUCAAGUCCAUCCCUCAAAAAUCGAAGUCAUCAAUGAGUGGCCUACUCCUUCCUCUGUCUAGGAGGUACGAGGAUUUCUAGGUCUUACCGAUUAUUAUUGUUGCUUUGUUAAAGUCUAUGCUCAAUUAGCAUCUCCACUAACGGAUAUUCUAAAAAAAGAUGCUUUCCGGUGGACUGAGGUCGAGAAUACUGCUUUUCUACGAUUAAAAUAAUACUUUGAGCACUAUCCCAAUCUUAUGUUGGCCGAACUUUCAAAAGGUUUUUUUGAUGGAAACUGAUGCCUCUAGUACUGGCAUGGGAGCAAUAUUGUCUCAAGAUCGUCACCCAAAUGCAUUUUUUAGCCAGAAACCCUCUCCUCACAUGCAAGUUGAGUCCACCUAUCAUCGCGAAAUGUUCUCAAUCACUCAGACAGUACAAAAAUGGAGUCAACUUUCGGGUCGCAAAUUGUUAAUCUUGACGGAUCAACAACCUCUUAAGUCCCUCACCAAUCAAGUAAUCCAGACCCUGGAACAACAAUAAUGGCUUUGCAACUCAUUGGCUAUGACUUUGAUAUCAUUUAUAGACCAGAAGAACUUAAUUCUACUAUUGAUGCCCUUUCAUGCAUCCCUACUUCUCAAUAUUUCUCCAUUGCUUUCACUGAAUUUGCCUUGCUGGAUAGGUUGCAAAAUUUAAACAAGUCUGAUCCUACACUAUUGGAGCUUCGGCGUCAACGGGAGAAUGACCCUGUUCUCUUCCUUAUUUAUCCUUCCACGAGAGACUCUUAUUCUAUCGCAAUAGGUUGGUAGUUCCACCGAAACAGGAUAUUCGCCACCUUUUGCUUCAUGAAUUUCAUUCUUCGAAAAUUGGAGGCCAUUCAGGGAUUCCUCGCACCUUCCAUACAUUAUCAUCCAAUUUUUAUUGGCAAGGCAUGCGCGCGGAUGUUAAGAAAUUUGUUCAGGAAUGCCAAGCAUGCCAACAAAUGAAGGAUUCUUCUUUGAAGCCAGUAGGGUAGCUUCAGUGUCUUCCCCUACCAGUGCAAAUCUUCGAGGAAAUCUCAAUAGACUUUAUCACAGGCUUACCCUCGUCCAAUGGCCGUACAACGAUUCUGGUAAUUGUGGACAGACUCUCUGAGUAUGGCCACUUUGUUGCUCUGCCUCAUAACGUUUCUUCGCAAAAGGUUGCUGAAUUCUUCAUCCAAGAAUAUAUCAGACUUAGUGGGUUUCCUUCCAUUAUCAUCACUAACAGGGACCCCAUUUUCUUAUCUGAUUUUUGGAAAGAAAUCAACUGACUCCAUUGUACUCAAUUGGCCAAAGGUUUAGCACAUCACCCUCAAACCAACGGCCAAACUGAAGCUCUAAACAAGUGUUUAUAAAUGUAUCUUCCCCUCUUGGCUGCAUACCCCUGCUGCUUGGUCUAAACUAUUUCCUUGGGCUGAAUUUUGGUACAACACUUCCUUUCAAAACAGCUCCAAAUUGACUCCUUUCGAGGUCUUGUAUGGUAGACCUCCACCCUCUAUUAUCCGAUUUGUGGUUGAUUCCUCUAGUAAUCCAGCUGUGGUGGAAUCUUUUCGAUAACGCGAUGAGACAUUAGCCCUCCUCAAAGACAAUCUCAAAGUAUCCCAAGAUAGAAUGAAGCUCCUAGCUAACAAAGGUAGGCGUGACAUUUCAUUUGCAGUAGGUGACUAGGGGUACAUAAGGUUGCCUCCAUAUUGUCAACUCUCCAUCCGAAUUCAAUGCUAUAGAAAGCUAAGCAGACGCUACUUUGGUCCAUUUCAAAUCAUCCAAAGAAUUGGAGAAGUUGCCUAUAAAUUGGACCUUCCUGUUUCAUCAAGGAUACACAACGUCUUUCAUGUGUCUGUUCUACGUAAAUGCAUUGGUCAACCUUCACAACAAGUCACCCAAUUGACUUGUUGGAUCACUCCUCUUCCAAGAUUCUGUAUCCCAAGAGUGUUUUGCAAUAUCGUGUAAUCUCCAAAGACAGCCAUCAAGUUGAUCAAUGUUUAAUCAGUUGGUGGGGAUUGUCGUCCAUUGAGGCUACUGGGAAGACACUUUAUCUAUCUAACGCACUUCCUGAGAUAAACCUUGGGGACAAGGUUCAACUUCAAGGGGAUGGUAAUGUAACGAAUUACACUGAAGUCCAGACGGGGCAGAGGCGUAGCAGCAGGAUAGUACAUCCACCAAAAUACAUAGACAACUUUAUGGUCCCUACAAAGGACAAGGCUGCAAUUUUCGUUAGAGAUAAAGCAACAGCAUGAGGCACAUAAGGAGGAGUCUACUAUAUAAAUGAGGAGGAGACUCGUAUGUAGGUUUUAUGGAAAAUGAGUCUUAUUUUUUAUCAUUAUCAUAGGUUUUGUUAGCUCUGAAAUCUCCCUCUUUUUGCUAUUUUCUUCUUUAUUUCUCUUUCGUUGAUGCUGCUAUCAUUCAAGUCAGUAUUGGUUCCUUGAGUCUGUAAUCAUUUGGUUUAGGCUACUACAAGUUUAUACUAGUGAUACUCACUACACUUCAAACAAAUGCAGCAGGAUCAUACGACAUCACGCAAAGUAUGAGUGUGCAAUUAAUAAAGUGGGAUAACCUCGAGAGGUAAAUUAUGUAUGAUCCCAAAAAAACCUAAGUUCCAACUAAUUACCCAUUUUCGACUCUCUUGCACUAGCUUCUUACCCUCAUCCGCCCAUAAGGCAGGAACACUUUCCAAUUUGUACCACAAUCGAAUGUCGAUACAGUAAGACUACUGUAUCCAUAUUUUCCUUAAUGUGAGCUCCUUUUUCAUAUUUUUCACUACAUCUGCAAGCUAAUGUGGAGAAAUAAAUUUCUUUACCCAUGGGGUUCAUGACGCUGAAAUCCUAACUCAUAUUCCCUCACAUAUAGGAAGCAGAAAUAUUAUGAAAUCCCAAGCCUAUUUUUUAUCAUAUUUGAGUGCCGAUGUAAUGCGUGCGUAAAUGAGCACGUCCCAUCGAACAAUAUCUGUAUUAUUAGAAACCCCGUAAGAGCUCUAGCGAUCAAGAAGGCGAUUUGGAGGCGAUUUUCUCCGUGAGAGCUUUCAUGGCCUCGUCGGUGGCGACCAGCCUCCUACGGGGGUUGGUUUGCCUUCUAAUCCUAUUCUCCAGCUUGUAAACAAUAAUCCAGCCGUUAAUCCACCCCUAGAUUUCUCAAAAAUCCUUAAACCCACUUCAUUAAAUACCCUCAUUCACGUAAACCCUACUACAAAUAAUCCACCUGCUAUUUCGAUCAAACCAGUUACGUUUCUGCACGGGCAGCCUUUAGUGAAGUUUACAGAAGAAGAAGUCCAUUGUAUGAAUAUCUUUGAAGGCCUUCAGUAUCCUGUUGUUGGGAAAUUUUUGUAUGGAUGGCCUGAACUCCAAGAGUUACGCAUAAUUAUUCCUCUUCAAUGUGGUGUCAAGGGAAACGAUACUGUAUCCGUGCCCUAUCUCUUGAUCAACCUUCAAAUGGUGGUAUUAGUACUUGUUACUCAAUCCAUUGGGGGGGAAGCAAGGAUAGGCACAAACAUGGACGAAAUGGUGAUCAUGGAACUCAUGAGAGGUAUGUGCUUUUGGCAUUCAAUAAUGGGACUAAUGGAUGUAUUGUGGAGUAAAAACCCAAUGAAAUUCAUUACUACAACAUCCCAAGAAUGGCGCCAUGUAAAGGUUUCAUUUGAUUACUGCUAUACGUUACACGCAUUCCUCACCAAACAGUGCAUGCUCAACUUCGUGCACAAAUAUUGGACACUAGAGACAAUAUGGAAUGCGUGUGGUAUUGCUAUUUUUUAUGGCAAAGCAGGUACUCUUCUGGGUUAUAGACACAACGAGGAAGGAUUGCUUGAUUGUGUUUGGUCUAUCAAAUGGAACAAAUCACACGGAAAGGAGACGAGGCAGCAAAAACACGAGGCAGGUGCAUUUGGAGUGCAUCUACUGAGUGUUAGGCCAUUUGUGCAUGAUCAAUUGAGCUGUCUACACAAGGAAGAUGCAGAUGGAGCUUUGGAAUGAAUUUUACUGGAUUCACACGAAACGCAAUGCACAAAAUUAGAUUCAUUAUGCACAUGUCCAGUUUUGCAAAAGGAUAGUGGUCAAAUGCGCAACAAAGGAAUACGACAUAUGGGCCUCAACUGUGAUGACUUAUCUUGGCUAGUUUUAUAGUUCAUUUUCUUAUCUUUUUUAGAAUGCAUCAUGUACUAUCAUUGUUGAGUUCUUCGCUCAACUUUGAUAAUAGGGAAUAUGUGGUUGUCAAAGUUUAUUUCAUUCAUUUUGUAAGAUCUCAUGACGCUAUGUUUUUUAUUUUAGAUAUAUAUAAAAACUAGCCCUAGCACACUGCCU
Nicotiana tabacum (common tobacco) is the source of this 5875-nucleotide messenger RNA. NCBI's taxonomy places the organism in Eukaryota, Viridiplantae, Streptophyta, Magnoliopsida, Solanales, Solanaceae. The record is from RefSeq and is a predicted model, not a curated record.